Molecule: messenger RNA, 612 nt
Organism: Bufo bufo (common toad)
Lineage: Eukaryota; Metazoa; Chordata; Amphibia; Anura; Bufonidae
Product: transmembrane 4 L6 family member 4-like
Exons: 4
Coding region: 1-612 (203 amino acids)
Cellular component (GO): membrane
Source: RefSeq, a predicted model, not a curated record
AUGUGCACAGGAGACUGCGCAAAAUUUAUCGGGGUGUCACUGUACCCGUUCUGUGCCCUAUGCAUGAUCUGUAACAUAUUACUGCUCUUCCCUGGCUGGACCACCGAGGCUGUGAAUGACUCCCAGGAGAAGCUCACACCUGAAGUCCUGUAUUUCGGAGGACUUCUCGGAAGUGGAGUUCUGGUCCUAAUUCCUGCAAUUUGCAUACAGUACACUGGUCUUCGGGGAAAACUUAACAACCGAGUCGGGAUGCUCGUCUCUAUCAUCUUGGCGGCAGUUGCUGUUUGUGGAUCCAUCUAUGGAUUUGUCACCUCGUUGCUAGGCCUCAUUUAUGGCCCUCAGUGUUAUUACAAAUUUAUUAAUGGACAAAACCGCUGGACCGCCCCCUUCAAACUAGAAAGAGAAUUCAUAGACCUGGAGCGCAGCUACCUGUUCCAAAGGGAGGUCUGGUCCCGUUGUUCUAUACCAGUAGGUGUGGUUGAGUUCAACGUCAUCUUAUUCUCCACUAUCAUGGUGGCCAGUGCAAUUCAAGUUGUCCUCUGCACGAUUCAGAUGGUCAAUGGUCUUUUCGGUGUCCUCUGCGGAACCUGCCAAAGGAGAUUCCACUUUUAG